Molecule: messenger RNA, 877 nt
Organism: Acaulospora morrowiae
Lineage: Eukaryota; Fungi; Glomeromycota; Glomeromycetes; Diversisporales; Acaulosporaceae
Source: the annotation of a GenBank genome assembly
AUGCGACAAAAACCUAUCGAAUUAAAGAUUGCACAUAAUAUCGGGCAAAUAGAUCCCGAUCCCAUUCAAAAUUUUAAAGAAAUCAUCAAAUUCCCCCGGGAAAGUAAAUUACCAAUACCAGUAUUCCCUUAUUUAAUCAAGGAAGCAUCAAAUCAGCCAAAUAUCAAGGAGUUAGCUCCCAUGGGAAAUGAUAUGGAACUUUUUCACCUCUUAUCGGUCGCCAAACCCAAAAGAAGCAAUUCUCAUUAUCUGUCGACUAAUGUACCGGAAGAUUAUCCGCCUAAAGAUGGCUACAAAAAUAGUCGUCAAUUAAAUGUGAUUGCUCGAGCAAUCUUGGUCUGUAAAGAUUUGGGGAUAUUGUGGAAAUAUAUUGGUGAACAAAGAUCUGAAGAACUAAUCGAACUUGGCUUUGAUUUAACGCAUGUGAUUGGAGAUAGCAUGCAGAUUUUUGAAAAUAGCUUAUCAGAUGUCGGCGGAAUUUUUCUGGAAUCAUUUGUUAAAAUCAAAGAACGAAACUUAAAAAAGUUUGGAUUGUGGAACUUUUUGAAUAACCACUUGGGGAAAAUCUAUGAUGAAGGUUUAAACGAUGAAGAAGCAAAAAAAUUCAGUAGCAGGAUUGAAUACCAAGAGGAAGCAUUCAGGAAAGCAAUGGCAGAAUAUAUGGAAUAUAUUAACGAAUCGUCAAAUAUUACCAAUAGUGCCAAUAAUGAAGAAGAUGCACUGGAUUUAAAAACCUUUGGAGCGAAUGCUAAUACAACCAGAGUGGCAAAAGGCUCAUACGAGGCUACGGCAAUAGCAAUGUGCCUUUUAAACACAAUCACAUACAAUACCUAUCCCAUGAAACUUAUGAAUAAGUCCUUGGACCUUUGUUCAAAUG